Messenger RNA from Thalassophryne amazonica, 1463 nucleotides. It is a transcript of the gene trabd, whose product is annotated as TraB domain containing. The record is from RefSeq and is a predicted model, not a curated record. Bases 46 to 1134 code for a protein of 362 amino acids. The transcript has 10 exons. NCBI's taxonomy places the organism in Eukaryota, Metazoa, Chordata, Actinopteri, Batrachoidiformes, Batrachoididae.
GAACACGCUUGACAAUUUGCUCGCUCGGCAUUCUGUGCUACAAGUAUGGACCAAGACAACAGCUUGGAGGAGGUGUCAGGACAUCCAUCAGGUCACUCGGAUGAGGAGAUUCCUGCCAUACCUCCAGGGCUCUCAGAUGGUGAGACGGAGGAGCUGCUUUGGCGGUUACGAGAAGAGCGUCGACAGUCGUCCCCUGAACUUCCAGAUACGGUGACUCGUCUUAUGGCCCUUGAUGGCAGCAUACUGUACCUGGUGGGCACUGCUCACUUCAGUGAUAGCAGCAUCAGUGAUGUAGCCACGACAAUCCGUGCUGUGCAGCCAGACGUGGUUGUCGUGGAGCUGUGCCAGUACAGAGUAUCUAUGUUGAAGAUGGAUGAGAAUACACUGCUAAAGGAGGCCAAAGACAUAAACCUGGAGAAGAUUCAGCAGGCCAUCAAACAGAAUGGGGUGAUGUCUGGCCUGAUGCAGAUUCUUCUGCUGAAAGUUUCAGCUCACAUCACAGAGCAGCUGGGUAUGGCUCCUGGAGGAGAAUUCAGAGAAGCUUUCAAAGAGGCUAGUCGAGUUCCAUUUUGUAAAUUUCACCUUGGGGACAGGCCCAUCCCAGUGACAUUCAAAAGGGCCAUUGCUGCUCUCAGUCUGUGGCAGAAGAUUCGUCUUGCCUGGGGUCUCUGCUUUCUGUCUGAUCCCAUCAGUAAAGAAGAUGUAGAGAAAUGCAAACAGAAGGACCUGCUGGAGCAGACCAUGUCAGAGAUGAUUGGCGAGUUUCCAGCCCUCCAUCAGACCAUCGUGGCUGAAAGAGACAUCUACCUCACACACACCCUUCGUCAAGCCACACGCUGUGUGGAGGUGCCCCCUAACGCCCAGAAAGUGCCUGCUGUGGUGGUAGGAGUUGUUGGGAUCGGUCAUGUCCCUGGCAUAGAAAAAAACUGGCAGAAGCACCUUAACAUCAGUGAAAUCAUGAGUGUUGCACCUCCAUCACGUUUUGGCCGGGUCUUGCAUACAGUCAUAAAGGGUUUCAUCGUGGGAAUGGUGGGAUAUACCUCCUACCGUGUUGGAUGGACUUUAUGUAGAGCAGUUGCGUCUCUACCUACUGUUCAGUCAAUACUGCAGAUUGUGCAACCACCACCAGUGUGAAUCCAUUGGUCUCAUCAAGCCAUCAAUGACAAACAAUGCAUUUAUCACCAGUGGCCUUAAAACAGUGAGUGAAGCUGGACAAGAGAGCUGUCCAGCCCACAUCAAGAAUUUACAAGGACCUCAGAGGAUUCAAAAGCAUGCCCCCCCCCCCCCCCCCCCCCCAAAAAAAUGUAUUGAUGCUCUGCAAAUGCAGCAGAGCUAUACUGCCAAAGAAACCUGGACAGUACUUUUUUUUCCCCUUUCAUAUCUUGAGCAAGUCAUACAUUUUGUACAGGAUACAAAUGCUAAAUGUUUCUUAGUCUUACCACCAUUAAAUUGUUUUUAUUUGA